Phragmites australis (common reed) is the source of this 1852-nucleotide messenger RNA. RefSeq lists its product as uncharacterized. NCBI's taxonomy places the organism in Eukaryota, Viridiplantae, Streptophyta, Magnoliopsida, Poales, Poaceae. The record is from RefSeq and is a predicted model, not a curated record. The transcript has a single exon. The coding region runs from base 300 to 1772 and encodes 490 amino acids. Gene Ontology annotation, molecular function: peptidyl-prolyl cis-trans isomerase activity.
GCUGGCGGCGAUGACAGCUACCCUCGAUACGUAUCUGGCGCCGGUGCGCUCUCGGGAGGCCGCGAGGCGUUCACGGGCUUCCUCAACGCACGCGCAAAUGUCGUCGGCUUCAGAUCCGGCUGGGUACACCGCGCCUGCAACCUCACCGCCGUCGCCUGCGUCUACCACCACUACCGCAUUCUCGGCCGCAUCUUCAACCGCGUCCACCAACACCACCGUGUCCUCCUCUACAGUUACCUCAGCGUCCAGAUCGGUACACCAUCACAUCCACUGACGUCGCGCCUGCACUCACCUCGCCGAUGAGCAUCCGCCCCAAGCCUGACGACACCGACAAGCACCCCUACAUCCUCGGCCGGGGAGAGGACGAGCUCGCCGACGUUGAGAUGCCCGGGCUCGUAGAGGGCCGUGCCGAGUUCGGUCCCUCCAAGCCCUUCGCUGGUGCGCGCAUCGAUUGUAAGGAAAUCCCCAAAGCGCACAUGUUCAAGGCGGAUGUGCCGGGGCUGAAGGAGGAGGAGGAGAAGGUGAAGGACGGCAACAUCCUCCAGACCUGUGGCAAGCGCAACAAGGAGCAGGAGAAGACGGACACCGGGCACCGCGUGGAGUGCAGCAGCUGGUCACCCUGGCACGAGAACGCGAAGACGCAGCAGAUCUGGGCGCCCAUGGAGAACGGCGUGCUCACCAUCAUCCGCGAUGGGCUCAAGGACGCUUCUCCCGCGCCGAGUCCAUUCUCUGCAGCGGCCACUGACUUCUGCGAGCCGACACCCACCAGUCGCUCGACGGUUUGCCUCAAUGAUGACUGCCCGGAGCUGCUUGUCCUCAUCAACAGCCGAUCUGCUUCCUUUAAUCCCGGAGACAGCGAGGUCACGCGCGAGGUUCCUGGGCUCGCAGAUGAGGGCUGCUGCUAUCUAGCGUCGAUCAGUCACUACCUGUCGUCUGGAUUACAAGUGCAUUACACUGAUACGCUCCUGGAUGAAACAAAGUUUGAUUCAAUCCGUGAUCGUGGAACACCCUGCCAUUUCAACCUAGGACAAGGCCAAGUGUUAAAGGGUUGGGAUCAAGGAAUCAAGAACAUGAAGAGGGAAAUUGCUAUUUUCACUAUUCCUCUUGAACUGGCUUAUGAUGAAUCGGGUUCACCUCCAACUAUUUCACCCAAUGCAACUCUGCAGUUUGAAGUUGAGCUGCUUUCUUGGAAUAGUGUCAAAGAUAUUUGCAAGUACGGUGGCAUAUUCAAGAAGGUACUGAAGGGGGGAGAGAAACGGGAGAGCACAAAGGAUCGCGAUGAAGUCCUUGUGAAAAAUGAAGCUCAGCUUGAGGAUGGUACAAUUGUAUCUAAGCUUGAGGGAGUUGAGUUUAUUGUUAAAGAUGGGUAUUUCUAUCAGGCACUUGUCAGAGCUGUCAAAACCAUGAAAAAGGCAGAGAAAGUGCUCCUUACAAUCCAGCACCAAUAUGGUUUUGGUAAGAAAGGUAGACCAGCAGCUGUUCAUGCUCAUGCGUCUGGAGCAGAUAAUGAUGAGCAAAUACUGAAUGCAAUGGUGCAGUGCCUCAUUGUGCUUGUUAAGUUGCAGCUAAGGAUGCCAGGACCCGAUGCUUCGACUGAGUCCAUUGGUAUGGCACUGAAGGAGCUAUUUGUGGAGGCAGGAACCAAGAAUGAAGUAGUAAUGGGCCUUAACCCCUGGAAACUCUUGGAAAGUAUACACGCAUGGAAUUCACAAUACAAAGGCUAUUUGAUGCAUGAUAGUUAUGAAUUGCUUUACCUUCUGCGCAAGUGCUGAAAUGAGGAGAAGUCCAGGAAGCCUCCUAAUCUGCGAGGGGAGUGCUUCUGGAGCAGUGAUGCUUACUACUGUGCAGUUCA